Molecule: messenger RNA, 3791 nt
Organism: Pogoniulus pusillus (Red-fronted tinkerbird)
Lineage: Eukaryota; Metazoa; Chordata; Aves; Piciformes; Lybiidae
Gene: B4GALNT3
Product: beta-1,4-N-acetyl-galactosaminyltransferase 3
Exons: 20
Coding region: 22-3174 (1050 amino acids)
Cellular component (GO): Golgi cisterna membrane
Molecular function (GO): acetylgalactosaminyltransferase activity
Source: RefSeq, a predicted model, not a curated record
CCGGGCGUCCUGAGCGGCGCCAUGCGGGGCCGGCUGCUGGCGCGGCUGCGGCGUCGGCGGCGAUUGCUGCGGCUGCUGCUGGCCCUGGGCGCUCUGGCCCUAGGGCUCUGGGCCGCUUACCUGGAACUAGUGGCGGCCGGCGGCGGAGCUCCCUCAGACCGCGGAUACAAAAGCUGGAGGGAGCUGGCUAAGGCUCUGGCAGACAGCAGUGUCCCAGGCCGGGCCCCAAACCUGCAGUUUUACUCUCCACAGAAGCUGGGACAGCAGAGCCAGGAGCUGCAAAGAGGUGAGAGGAAUCAAUCAAGUUACGCCGCUGUGGACAACCCUGUCCCAUGGGUGCCUGAGUUCCAGGGUCUGGCCAACCUGCACGUGUUUGAGGACUGGUGUGGCAGCUCCAUUGAGCAGCUCAGGAAGAACCUCCACUUUCCCCUCUUCCCCCAUACACGAACCACGCUGAAGAAGCUGGCGGUGUCCCCAAAGUGGACCAACUACGGCCUCCGCAUCUUUGGCUACCUGCAUCCUUUCACCGACGGGGAGUUUCAGUUUGCCAUUGCUGCAGAUGACAAUGCUGAGUUCUGGCUGAGUCCAGAUGAAAGGAUCUUGGGUCUCCAGCUGCUGGCCAGCGUAGGCAAGACAGGGAAGGAGUGGACCGCGCCAGGGGAGUUUGGGAAAUUCCACAGCCAGCAGUCAAGGAUGGUGAGGUUGUCAGCUGCAGGCAGGUACUAUUUUGAGGUGCUGCACAAGCAGGAUGACAGAGGAACAGACCAUGUGGAAGUAGCAUGGAGACUGAAUGAUCCAGAAGCAAAGUUCAAAGUCAUUGACUCCCAAUACCUCUCCCUUUUUGCUAACGAGACACUUUUGAAGAUGGAUGAGGUCAAGCACAUCCCGCAGACACUGGCCAGCCACGCCAGGCGGCCUGCUGACAGCGCGGGCGGCGCCGCACACCCAGCUGACAUGUUGAAGCCUGACCCCCGGGACAGCCUUUAUCAAGUGCCUCUGCUCAGCAAGUCUCGUGUGCGCAGAGUCCUGCCAGACUGCUCCUACAAGCCCAGCUACGUGGUCAGUGGAUUCCCUCUGCAGCGCUACCAGGGGCUCCAGUUUGUUCAUUUAUCCUUUGUUUACCCGAAUGAUUACAGCCGCCUGAGCCACAUGGAGAAAGACAACAAAUGCUUUUAUCAGGAGAACCCUUACUACUUGGAAAGAUUUGGAUUCUACAAGUACAUGAAAAUGGAUCGCCCAGAGAAGGGCCUGGACUCAGGAGAAAGAACGGAGCAGCCAGGCUCCCGGGAGGAGAACCUGGCUGAUCUGCAGUACGUGGAGCAGGACACGGAGAGUCCCAGCGCCCCCCAGCACCCCGGCACAGGCGGGGCAGCGGCGGCAGGCAGGGCUGCCAGCAGCGUGGUGGGCAGCGACAGCUUGCGGGAGGACCACUCCCUCCGGGAGCGGCGGCGGCUCCUCUCCGUGCUGGGGCAUGGCCCGGGAGAGGGGCUGCACACCAGGAGGAUGAAGAGGACUGGCAUCAGAUCAGCUGCCCUGGCUUCUGCCAACCAAAGCCUCAGCCAGGCUGCUCUGGAGGGGAACCCAAUAACAAAGAGGUCUCGUUUAAAAGCUGGUGUCAAAGACAACUCCAGAAGCCCACCACAGCACACCAGGCCCUUCCAGGAGAGAAUGCCUCUCAAAAAGGCAAACUCUCCUUCUAGGGCCAGCGACCCCAGGGACUCAGGGGUCAUGGUUCCCAGCAGGGUGAGACCUCCAGGAGACCUCAGCACUGCUAAGGGUGUGCUGCAGCUAGCAGGCACCUUGCCAGUGGAGAAAGGAGGCCCAGUCUCUGGCACAGGCAGCAGAGGUGCUGCGAGCAAUGCCAGCCCCAGCCAGAAGCCUGGGCUGUCGCAGUGGCUGAACCAAGUGCAGGCCCACAUUGCUGAGCAGAAGGCAGGCAAUGGUGAGCAGGUGGGUGAGGCAGAGGCACAGGUGGUAGCUCCUGCGAAGGGCAGGGCUGGGCCUGUGACAGCAGAGGAGGAAGAGGCAGAUGGAGAGCCAGAGGAGGAAGAUGAGGAGGAUUCUGAUUACGUGCCAGUGUUCGACCAGGCGGUGAACUGGGGGCAGACCUUCAGCACGAGCCACCUGGACUUCCACAUGCUGCGCACGGAUUGGAUUGACCUCAAGUGCAACACGUCGGGGAACCUGCUGCUAAGAGAAAGGGAGGCCCUGGAAGUCACACGUGUCUUCAUGAAGAAGCUCAGCCAGAGGAAUAAAGGGCGGUUCCAGCUGCAGCGCAUCGUGAACGUGGAGAAGCGCCAGGACCGCAUGCGAGGCAGCCGCUACCUGCUGGAGCUGGAGCUGCUGGAGCAGGGGGAGCGACUCGUCCGCCUCUCCGAGUACGUCUUUGCACGGGGCUGGCAGGGCGUUGCUGGUGAUGAGGAGGAGGAGAGGAAGAUGAGGAACCUGGCAUGGGGUCGCCGGCGGCACCUGAUGGCUGUGGCGAACGAACCUGAGCUGUGCUGGCCUCAGGGCUUCUCGUGGAACCACCGUGCUGUGGUGCACAUUGUGGUGCCAGUGAAAAACCAGGCACGCUGGGUCCUGCAGUUCAUCUCUGACAUGGAAGAGCUGUUCCGAGUCACCAAGGAUCGCUACUUCAACGUCAUCAUCACAGACUACAGCAGCGAUGACAUGGAUGUAGAGAAGGCUCUGAAAAGGUCUGCACUGCACAGCUAUCAGUACUUGAAGCUGACAGGGAAUUUCGAGCGUUCUGCCGGCCUGCAGGCGGGGAUAGACCUUGUGACGGACCCGCACAGCAUCAUCUUCCUGUGCGACCUCCACAUCCACUUCCCAGCUGGAGUCAUCGAUGCCAUCCGGAAGCACUGCGUGGAAGGCAAGAUGGCCUUCGCCCCCAUGGUCAUGCGGCUGCACUGCGGCAUGUCCCCACAGCGGCCUGAUGGCUACUGGGAGGUGAAUGGGUUUGGUCUCCUGGGCAUAUACAAGUCUGACCUGGACAAGAUCGGAGGCAUGAAUACGAAAGAGUUUCGGGACCGCUGGGGAGGAGAGGACUGGGAGCUGCUGGACAGGAUCCUGCAAGCUGGGCUGGAAGUGGAGCGCCUCUCCCUGAGGAACUUCUUCCACUGGUUCCACUCGAAGCGGGGCAUGUGGAACCGGCGCCAGCUGAAGACACUGUGACCCGCAGCCCCCCGCAGCUGCUCGGCAGCACCAUCCACUCUCAUCUCCCUGUGCGCCUUAUCGAGGCACACAGCUGAGCACACAAACGCUUCCUCUGCCUCCAUAGCCCUCUGAUGGGGGAGCACAGCCGAGGAAGGGGUGACCAGGCUAGAGGAGUGGGAGCUUCUCUUGUGAGCUGUUGUGUCCAAGAUGUAGGAUCAGUGUCUUGCUGGGAAGAUGUGCAAGGCAGACGCCAGCAGGCGAAGGGCUGGUGUUUUCCUGCCAUGCAGCCCCGGGGGAUGGCACAGUGGGAGAGGUGCCAGACUUCCCAUCGAGUCUCGCAUGGUGCAAACCAAACACACACAAGUCCCAGCUAAGCCCAGAAUAAUUUAUGUAGAGCAGCACAGCUUCUCUACAAGUACUUGAAUGAAAAAAAAACAACAACUCAGCAAAAACAAACCCCUAACCCUGCCCAUUACCCCCUCCCCCCCUUCCCUGUUUCUCCAGUAUCCCUGCUUCUGGACAGGGGACCAAAGGAAGUUCUCUCAGCUGUAUGGUGUCCGUGUGCUGCAGUCUCCGUGGAGGAGCUGGCAGGCACUUCAGGCUGCUGGUGCUUAGAUGUUUCUCUGUGCUCUUCA